This is a messenger RNA of Hydractinia symbiolongicarpus, 1224 nucleotides long. RefSeq lists its product as uncharacterized. NCBI's taxonomy places the organism in Eukaryota, Metazoa, Cnidaria, Hydrozoa, Anthoathecata, Hydractiniidae. The record is from RefSeq and is a predicted model, not a curated record. Bases 1 to 1224 code for a protein of 407 amino acids. The transcript has 4 exons.
AUGGGUGCUGGUAUUGGUUUUAUGGGUCUGGGGAUUGGUGUUGGUUUUAUGGGUCUACGUGCUGAUAACCACAAUCAAGUUUCAAAAUGGUUAUCGCUUGAUGAAGCCAUAAAUGAUUGCACCGAGCUUUUAUUUUCUGGUAAAUACGAACAGCCUCCUGUAGAUAAAGAAACCUUUAAAACCUUAGUCUCUUUGUGCAGUCGUGACGUAGUUUUAUUAUCACACGAUGGUUAUUACAAGCAAAUCGAUGGCUUAGCUAUGGGCAGCCCACCAGCUCCACUUCUCGCUAAUGGUUGGCUAAGCAAGUUUGACUCUAUCCUCAAAGACGAUGCUGUACUGUAUUCAAGGUAUAUGGAUGAUGUUUUGAGAAAAAUAGAACGUAAUAGAAUUGACGAAAAACUUCUACAAAUUAACGACCUGCAUCCGUCACUCAAAUUUACCAUUGAAAAAGAAGGGAAGAAUACGUCUAUACCUUUUCUGGAUAUGUUAAUUAUUCGUUCAAAUAACAAUUUAUCAUCGACAUGGUACAUGAAAGCUACCGAUACAGGCCUGACGAUGAACUUUCAUUCACUGGCGCCACGGAAAUAUAAACGGUCAGUCGUAUCCGGCCUAGUUCAUCGAAUACAUCGAGCGUGUAGCACAUGGUCGAAUUUUCACCAAAGUCUAGAAAAAGGUAAAACUGUUCUUGAGAAAAAUCAAUAUCCGAAAGCUUUCUAUGACCCGAUAAUUAAAAGUACGAUAUCUAAGAUUAUGGAAAAUAAUGAUAACGAGAAUCCUGAUGAAGAAAACGAGAAAGAAGAGUCUGAAGAGAAGAUGAUUUUCAUUCAAUAUCGUGGGCGAGUUUCGGAGAAAUUUGAAACUUCUAUGAGAAAGUUGAAUAUACCGUGUAAAAUUAUUUUCACAUUGAAAAAGUUGAAAAGUUCUCUGCCUCCAUUGAAACCUGUAAUUGAAAAAUUUUUCAAAAGUUGUUUGGUAUACAAAAUAGAAUGUCCACGAUGCAACUCGUGCUAUGUCGGACAGACGAGCCGACAUUUAAUCAAACGACUUAAGGAACAUAAAAGAACUGGUCCGGUGGGAAAGCAUUUCGACGAUUGCAAUAAUCUUUUAACAAUGGAAAAUGUAUCAAUUUUAUGUUCAUCAACACGGAACGUUUAUCAUUUAAUGACUCUUGAGACGUUAAUGAUCAAUUACAUCAAACCGAUUUUCUUACCUGAUGAUGGAUAA